Molecule: messenger RNA, 1137 nt
Organism: Fusarium sp. VM40
Lineage: Eukaryota; Fungi; Ascomycota; Sordariomycetes; Hypocreales; Nectriaceae
Source: the annotation of a GenBank genome assembly
AUGCCGAAACAAAAAGCUCCAAAAGGCAACCUCAUUCAAAAUGCGAUCAACGACUGGCUUGGUUCCGUCGCAAUUUCCGAUAUAGAAACAAACUCAACAUGGAAAGCAGAUCUUAUUAACAGUGCGCCAAAGCGCUUCACGAUCUAUGAACAUAUGGCCCUCCUCCCCACAGGAAGCUUCACAACCUCACAAUGGUCUGCUCUUAUGGACAACGCUGGCCAAGAAGCUUGUCAGCGACUAUGGUCCAAGAUCCUGGAACAGCUUUCAACGCAGGCGAAGGAGCCACUGACUCAUCUGGCCGUGAACGAAGGUAUUCCACUGCAUAAAGCGGGAGACGAAACGGAUGAGAACGUGCGAAGAAGUCCAAGUGGGCUGCGCACUCUCUAUGGAGAUUUUGGACCUGCGAAUGCAUCAGCAGAAAAGCCUUCACAGGAGGAUUUCGACAAGACGCUAUGGGUCUCGACAAAACAGAAUGGCAUAUUCCAAACCUGGGCUCCGCGAUGGACAAUGUUCAGCCGGGGUAACGUCAAAGAGAAAGCGAGACUCCUGGAAAUGGGGAACGAGACACUUCAAGGCUCAUGGGCGGUUGAUCUCUACGCUGGUAUUGGGUACUUCGUGUUCUCAUAUGCUCGACUUGGUAUGAGAGUUCUUUGCUGGGAGAUCAACCCAUGGAGUGUUGAGGGGUUGCGACGCGGCGCCAAAAUGAACCGAUGGACAAUACGGAUUGUCCAGGGUGGUGAUUUGGCUCUGCCUACUGAGGAGGUUCUCAAUGGAGAAGAGCAAAUUAUAGUGUUUCUCGAAAGCAACGAAGAAGCUAUACGACGCAUCCAAUCCCUACAGGGCAGUGGUGUUGCUCAAGAUAUACGGCAUGUCAACUGCGGUUUUCUACCCACAAGCGAACCGACUUGGAGGGAUACAUGGGACAUCUCUACUCCAUCCAGUGAGACAUGGCUGCAUCUCCACGAAAACGUUGGCGCAGACGAUACCGAAACAAGGAGUCAGGAGAUCCAGCGCAAAUUCGAUGAUUGGAGCCAAGGAACAGAUCGAGCAGCCAAGGUCGAGCAUAUCGAGCAGGUCAAGACAUUUGCGCCAGGCGUCUGGCACUGCGUCUUUGAUGUUCAUGUUUACAAGAUCUAG